This is a messenger RNA of Homo sapiens (human), 2934 nucleotides long. It is a transcript of the gene CFHR3, whose product is annotated as complement factor H related 3. NCBI's taxonomy places the organism in Eukaryota, Metazoa, Chordata, Mammalia, Primates, Hominidae. Bases 48 to 1040 code for a protein of 330 amino acids. The record is from RefSeq and is marked reviewed. Gene Ontology annotation, cellular component: extracellular region. The transcript is spliced from 6 exons.
AGUGCAACUGAAACUUUUGUAUUAGCAUACUACUGAGAAUAUCUAACAUGUUGUUACUAAUCAAUGUCAUUCUGACCUUGUGGGUUUCCUGUGCUAAUGGACAAGUGAAACCUUGUGAUUUUCCAGACAUUAAACAUGGAGGUCUAUUUCAUGAGAAUAUGCGUAGACCAUACUUUCCAGUAGCUGUAGGAAAAUAUUACUCCUAUUACUGUGAUGAACAUUUUGAGACUCCUUCAGGAAGUUACUGGGAUUACAUUCAUUGCACACAAAAUGGGUGGUCACCAGCAGUACCAUGUCUCAGAAAAUGUUAUUUUCCUUAUUUGGAAAAUGGAUAUAAUCAAAAUUAUGGAAGAAAGUUUGUACAGGGUAACUCUACAGAAGUUGCCUGCCAUCCUGGCUACGGUCUUCCAAAAGCGCAGACCACAGUUACAUGUACGGAGAAAGGCUGGUCUCCUACUCCCAGAUGCAUCCGUGUCAGAACAUGCUCAAAAUCAGAUAUAGAAAUUGAAAAUGGAUUCAUUUCCGAAUCUUCCUCUAUUUAUAUUUUAAAUAAAGAAAUACAAUAUAAAUGUAAACCAGGAUAUGCAACAGCAGAUGGAAAUUCUUCAGGAUCAAUUACAUGUUUGCAAAAUGGAUGGUCAGCACAACCAAUUUGCAUUAAUUCUUCAGAAAAGUGUGGGCCUCCUCCACCUAUUAGCAAUGGUGAUACCACCUCCUUUCUACUAAAAGUGUAUGUGCCACAGUCAAGAGUCGAGUACCAAUGCCAGCCCUACUAUGAACUUCAGGGUUCUAAUUAUGUAACAUGUAGUAAUGGAGAGUGGUCGGAACCACCAAGAUGCAUACAUCCAUGUAUAAUAACUGAAGAAAACAUGAAUAAAAAUAACAUAAAGUUAAAAGGAAGAAGUGACAGAAAAUAUUAUGCAAAAACAGGGGAUACCAUUGAAUUUAUGUGUAAAUUGGGAUAUAAUGCAAAUACAUCAAUUCUAUCAUUUCAAGCAGUGUGUCGGGAAGGGAUAGUGGAAUACCCCAGAUGCGAAUAAGGCAGCAUUGUUACCCUAAAUGUAUGUCCAACUUCCACUUUUCCACUUCUCACUCUUAUGGUCUCAAAGCUUGCAAAGAUAGCUUCUGAUAUUGUUGUAAUUUCUACUUUAUUUCAAAGAAAAUUAAUAUAAUAGUUUCAAUUUGCAACUUAAUAUAUUCUCAAAAAUAUAUUAAAACAAACUAAAUUAUUGCUUAUGCUUGUACUAAAAUAAUAAAAACUACUCUUAUAUUGGACUUCUUAUCAAUGAAUUAGUAAGUAUAGAGACAGACAGCUGAAUGGCUUUCUGCAUAUUGUAUAGUAUACCUAGACAUAGAAACAAAAUGACUUUAGAUUUUAUUUGGGGAAGUAAUAAUACCAUAAAAUUAGAUAUUAAAAUUGUAAGUGAAGAUAAACACACUAUAGUAUUCCCUUAUUGUAGCCAUGGUCCUCUAGAUGCAGUUAACCAAAUAGGGUCAUUUUUAUUAAAAGUAGUGUUUCCUGGCAAACACUGACAUUACAUCAUUAUCAUGAUUUAAAGGAAAUAGUACUAGAGAAGGUGAAUUAUUAUCAUUUUCCUGUGAAAAAAGAAAAGAGGUUUUGCUAACCCUUUCAGAGCAUUGGGAACACAGCCAGAAGUGCAUUAAAUGUAUAUAUUAACUUGGGCAAUGUUGACACUUUAGGAUGCUGAAGCCAGGUGCAGUGGCACACGCCUGUAAUCCUAGCACUUUGAGAGGCCAAGCUGGCAAUCAUCAGAGGUCAAAAGUUCAAGACCAGCCUGUUCAACACGGUGAAACCCUGUCUCUACUAAAAAUAGAAAAACUAGCUCGGCAUGAUGGCGUGCACCUGUAGUCCCAGCUACUCAGGAGGCUGAGGUGGGAGAAUCACUUUAACCAGUGGGGCAGAGGUUGAACUGAGCCAAGAUAGUGCCACUGCACUCCAGCCUGGGCAAUAGAGUGAGACUCUGUCUUAAAAAUAAAUAAAUAGGAUGCUGAAAAUUCCUAUUUAAGGAAAUAAUUCUUUUUCUGAUUUAUUUAAGGCUACAUUUGUAUUUUCUUAAUACAAAUAUUUUGAAAGUUUCUUCAUAUAUGGUUUUUUGCAUUUCUUAUUAAGUUUUGCUUCAGAUUUUUUUUUGUCUUUUCUCCUGUUAAUUGCCUUCACUCUCUUUCUGUUCUGUACUUUUCUUUGUAUAUAAGGAUUUUUUGAAAAGAUUGUAUAUCCCUGUUAACAAAUUGAAAUCUCUAUUCACUUUAAUAGAUUUUUACCCCCAGUUAGCAUAUGGUUAGUGAGAAGUUGCAGGGUAAGAAGAAAACAAUGUUCCCUUUCCCAACACUUUUCCUGAUUAUAGAGAAAAAAGCAUGAACUUGUAUAAUGAUCUAGUCCUGUACAGAAUGAGAAAUAUUAAUUGCUAGACUGAGAAUGUUUUGGUGGCUAAAGCUAGGAAUAACUUUUUAAGACUGAAGAAUGAUAUAAGCUAUCAAAUCUAACUCAGUUUUCAAAUAACAGGUUUGCAGAGACUGGAGAAUAAAAAGUAAAAAAUUGUUUUAUUAAUUCCAGUGACUAAUUCUACUUCAUCAACAUACAUCAUAAAUAAAAUUUCAAAAAUAAUUGCUGAUAUGGUUUGGCUGUGUCCCACCCAAUUUUCACCUUGAAUUAUAUAAUCACCAUGCAUCAAAGGUAGGGCCAGGUGGAGAUAAUGGAAUCAUGGGAGCAGUUUCCCCAUACCCCACUCAUGGUAGUAAAUACAUCUCAUGAGAUCUAAUGGUUUUAUAAAUGAAAGUUCCCCUGGACAAGUUCUCUUGCCUGCCACCAUGUAAGAUGUACCUUUGCUACUCAUUCACCUUCUGUCAUGAUGGUGAGGCCUUCCCAGCAAUGUGGAACUGUGAGUCCAUUAAACCUCUUUCCUUUAUAAAUUA